UUGUUUUUUUUUUUUUUUUUAAAUUUUUAACUUGUUUAGUUGGGGUUUCCCGAUGUUUGCACGAGCAUGGUAUCAUAAAAAGGACUCCACGAGAUGAUUCGCAUUUGCGGCAAUGUAGCUUUUUAGGAAAUGCGAUUUAAGAACAGAUACCAUUGAUCUCACUGCACAUCUCCCUGUCUUUGAUUUUAUAUUUAUUGUAGAACACUCCUUUUCAGUUUUCGGUUUAAUACUUUUUUACUGAGGGGGUGCUAUAUACGUGCAUCUAAAUGGUAGGCUUUCUAAAAGGAACCUGGAGAUUCUUUUGAAUAGGCUUUGAAGUUAUUGACUAAAGGCUCUUCUAUUAAUAGUAACGCUAGAUAAUGGAGAGCUUGAAGUGCUUUCUGUCCCCUUUUUUUUUAGAUGUUCACGUUAGAUAGCGACUAUGGCCGUCACCUGCAAUUGCGAGAUAUUCUGUCUUCUGUGGUUUGUUCAAUUGAUUUUAUACGUGCCUAGUGACGGUGAUCUGGACAUCUUCAAUCAUCCCUGCCAUUUCCCCCCCUCAAGAUGGACUCUGUAAAAUCUUCCGCUCUCACUCCAAAUAAGAGUCGAUUGGCAUGCACAUUUACCAAAGUUCUUCAUAUUCGAGCUCUAACUGGGAUAGCACCAGUUCAUGGGACUCAGAAAGUUAAGCCGCAAGAAAAGAUCAGUGAUGAUUGUACAGCAAGUAAGAGUACUGGGAUAGCACCUGUGCACGGGACUCAGAAAGUUAAGCCGAAAGAAAAGAUCAGCGAUGAUUGUACAGCAAGUAAGAGUACAGGAAGUCAAUCUGAGUCUUUUGAUAGUGUCGAAGAAGAGUUCCAGAAUAGAGUCCAAUUGCAAGCACUGGUAGCAAAAUUGUUUGCUAGUAUCUCAUCAGUCAAAGCUGCAUAUUCCCAGUUACAGUAUGCUCAAUCCCCUUAUGAUGCCGAAGGCAUUCAAGAUGCUGAUCACUAUGUUAUCUCAGAAUUGAAAGUUUUGUCUGAAUUGAAACAGUGUUACCUUAAAAAACAGUUUGAUCCUUCACCAGAAACCACAAUGCUCUUGGCUGAAAUUCAGGAGCAAAAGAGUCUUGUGGGAACAUAUGACAUAAUGGGGAAAAGAUUGGAAUCCCAAACAAGACUUAAGGACUCCGAAAUUAUGUUUCUGAGAGAGAAGAUCAACGAUAUUAGAAAACAGAAUAGGUUGCUUGAGAAAAGUUUAAAUCAAAGUGGGCCGAUUUCUUUCACUGGUGAUCUUCACUCAUCAGGAGUAAACGCGAGCCAUUUCAUUAAAGUUCUUGGGCAUACAAUAAAGUCUGUUCGAAGUUUUGUCCGGAUGAUGGUGGAUGAAAUGAAAUCUGCUGUUUGGGAUGUUAAUGCAGCUGCAACGGAAAUCGAACCUGAUGCUGUUUAUUGGCAUGAUGAUCAUAGAUGCUUUGCAUUUGAGGCAUUUGUUUUCAGGGAAAUGUUCGACUCCUUCCAUAAACUCAAUUUUUCUCUCCCAAAUGAAUCCUUGCCCGAAAAAGGGAAACAGAAGCAAUUUUUCUAUGCAAGAUUCAUGGAGCUGAAGCUAAGGAAAACAAAAGAUUUUCUUUCACAAAAUUCUAGGACAGCCUUUGCCAAAUUUUGUCGGGUUAAGUAUUUGCGACUCUUUCAUCCCAAAAUGGAAUCAUCAUUAUUUGGUAAUUUAGACCAGAGAAGCCUAAUCAGCUCCGGUCAAUUCCCAGAUACAACUUUCUUUGGUACAUUUGCAGAGAUGGCAAGGUGGGUGUGGCUCCUACAUUCGUUAGCUUACUCCAUUGAACCGGAGGCUUCCAUUUUUCAAAUAAAGAAAGGAAGCCGAUUCUCAGACGUCUACAUGGAAAGCGUAAUUGAUGAAAUGUUCCUUUCACCAGAUUCUGACCCAUUUGUAGCAUUCACUGUUGUUCCUGGGUUCAUGAUUGGUAAAACUGCAAUCCAGUGCCGGGUCUAUCUCUCACAAUGACCAUUUCUUUAUUAAGGGAACAACAGUAUAUUAUCUUUUACCAACAAUCGCAGGCACCAACUCAAAGAUCAAGCUGUUCAACAAUUUACUUCUCUCGAUUGAAUAAAGAUGGUGGACAAGCUGCUGCACAUAUUGUGACGCAGUGGCAAACAUCCUACUUAGGCGUGCAGUCAAAACGAGUAAGUGCAAUUUUCUAGCGAUUUUGGAAGUGAAACCGCGUGAACUGAAGUUAAUUGAAUUGUCUUAUUUAUCUCGAUUGAAAACCAUCCCAUCAAAUUUUGUUAAUAUUAUUAUAGGGUCAGUGACAGAGGGAUGGUCUGGCUGUUGUGCAACAGAACCAGACAAUGCAUGUACAUGUAAGUAGCAAUCACUAUUAUAAAAUUAUAUAUAAAGUUAGAUGCCCCAUUUAAUCUC
This is a messenger RNA of Cucurbita maxima (winter squash), 2394 nucleotides long. Its product is annotated as protein GRAVITROPIC IN THE LIGHT 1. Gene Ontology annotation, biological process: negative gravitropism; response to red or far red light. Bases 544 to 1980 code for a protein of 478 amino acids. NCBI's taxonomy places the organism in Eukaryota, Viridiplantae, Streptophyta, Magnoliopsida, Cucurbitales, Cucurbitaceae. The transcript has 2 exons. The record is from RefSeq and is a predicted model, not a curated record.